Selaginella moellendorffii is the source of this 1689-nucleotide messenger RNA. RefSeq lists its product as uncharacterized. The coding region runs from base 963 to 1541 and encodes 192 amino acids. The transcript is spliced from 3 exons. The record is from RefSeq and is a predicted model, not a curated record. NCBI's taxonomy places the organism in Eukaryota, Viridiplantae, Streptophyta, Lycopodiopsida, Selaginellales, Selaginellaceae.
GCACAAUCAAAAUACCCUAACUUUUAGGGGUUUUCGAAAGUUCUGGCACAAGGGUGUGCUGCAUCAAGAGCAAUCCAUCAGUUCCAGUCACAGUACUGUUGGUCUUCGGUCUUUCCGAGUUCUUCAGGAACUUUCGCAUUGCCAGCUACAACAUCCGCCGCGCUAGAAGCCUGGAGUUCCUUGUCCAAAGGAACUAGAUCUUCGUUGUCCAGAACCACACUGGGAUUCUCUCGCGUCCACCGAGCACAGUCGCCAACCAGAGUUUUGAAAUCUUGACAGCCAGAGCUCUCACAUCGCCAUCCCCAGCAACGUCCACACCAGCAGUCUUGUACCCGGAAGAACUGGAAACCCAAGGAGCAUGAGCUUCUUCUCGGCACCGGAGCAGCGACGUUCCAUAGAUCUGCCACGCAACCAAUAAAUGGAGCAGCGAUCUUUGGUGGAGCAGUACCAUCACCUUGUGCUGUUAAAACCUCCGAGAAUGAUCUUCCCAGUUCUUCCACAGCUGCUGCGGAUGAUGGAUUGUGCUUGGAAACAAAUGCCGGGCAUUUGUCCCGACGAGCGAGCAAGCUUGCGACCAGGCCGGCCAUGCAGACUGGCCCUUGUCGCUAUUGACAACCACGGUCGCGAAGUUGAAGAUCCUUUCAUCGGCAUCAAAAUCUGGAAAUACUUUCCUGCCUCUGCCGCCACUGUGCCGGUAGCUCUCAGCAAAGACGCAGCUGAGAAUCCCCGGCGAUGCAACAUUUCCCUCGUGAAAUCUGGCGCUGGAAGACGAUAUUUCAUCGAUGAAGGAAGCGUUCCUGCCUUCUGCCAAUUUACUCUAGGGAAGAAAGAUCCACACGCUCAUCCUCGAGCGCGGCCUCGAGGAUCUCCACCUCUACAACCUCAUGCGGUAGCGUCCACGACUACUCGUGGCAUUUGCCCAAAAUGGGUAUCUGGAGGAGGGCAAAGGGGCAUUCGAUCGAAUGCCACAGCGCGACGUUGUGGCGUGGAAUUCGAUCCUGGGCGCCUACGCUCAGAACGGGAAAUCGAUCGAUGCGGGGCGAUUCUACGAGAGAAUGCUUGGGCGGGACGUGAUCUCCGCGAAUUCCGUUUGCCAAGAGCGGCGAUCCCGCCGGCGCGUGGAGGGCCUUCGCGCUGUGGACGUCCAUGGCGCAGGCGCGCGCUGCGGGCGGGCAGCUCGAUCUGGCGUUGGAGACGCUCCAUCGCAUGGCGCGGUGGAACGUCUUCUCCAGCACAGUAACGAUGCAACCACGCGUUCCAGGCCAGGCAGGUCCUCAUGCCCAGAACAAAAGCAUCCAGCUUUGCCUCUACAAGCGACUGUGGCUCCCAGACUGCGUCGUCCCGGAUCUCGUGGAGGUGUAUGGCGGCAACAGGAAGGAGAGGAUUGCAACCGAGAACCAGUGUUAAGUGUUAGAGAAAUCCUUUCCAAGAUGUCUUUGCCUGUGAGAGCUUUUGGAACAGGAGGUCUUGAUUCUUGCGGGAUCGCACGACUGGAUCUUGGAUCUGGAGCUCGUCAAGUGGCUGAAAGCAUGAGUGAUUGAUUGAUUGCCAGUCGAGCGUCUCUUUCCUUACAGUUCUUGGAUCUCACUUGCGCUUCUUUCCAGAUACUUAGGCGAGAAUGCGAGCCUUUCUCACCCCAGGGCAUGAAACCAAAAGUGUGAUAUCAAUUCAAAGUACGUCAAUUGCUAA